UGUUUUGUCUCUAUAUGCACAUGGCAGCUACACUGAGAUUUAACAGUCUUUAAUUUUUGCAGUUUCUGCAGUUGCAUAGCUUAUUUUACAAAUUAUAUUAGAAUAGUAAAUAUCAAAUUAUUUUCUUUUGCAAAGAUAAAGUGUGUAAAUUCUCUCUUAGUAUUGUUAUUUUCUGACAGUUAUUCUUUCUUGAAAUUACACUAAGGUAAACUGAAAAUACACAUUUUAUCCAAUGCAGAAUUGGUUUACACAACUGGAAUAACUAUCAAAUGUGCACAUAGUAAAACACCUUGAAAACACCUUAAAAAAUAAACUUUUCGUUUUCUCUACAGCUAAAUUAACUUCUACCUAGUAAGAAAAAUGCUUCCUCAUUGGGCAUGCCUAUUAAAUACAAUUUCAAAGGUUAUCAGGCUAGAGCUUCAGUACGUUUACCUGAACUCAUCUGUAAGAAAGCUAUGUUUGUAGCCUGUACUUUGCAAUAAUUUAAUGUCUGCGUGAAUUCUUAUAUGUAUUCAUUUUUGCCAAAAUCAGUCAGUGGAUAGAAUAUUUCUGUUUCUUUUUCUCCAUGGUAUACAUCUUGGUCUCUGUCCCUAUUAUUUCUCUCCAAAAUUAUUGCACUAGCUUUCUAAUGAAUCUCCCCAUUUCUUCUCUUUCCUUGAGUGUGUUGAAAACAGCAGCUAGAAUAGUAAUUUUAAAUCAAAAGUCGUAAAACUUCACACCUUUGCCAAAGACUCUCCAGAGGCUCCCCAGCUCUCUCAGGAUUAUAGGCAUAGACCAUAAAAAAAAAAAGGCUCUACAGUCUGUAUCCCCCUCUUUAGCCUUCCCAAUUAAUUUCCUAAGAGUCCCUCCCUUAUUUAUCCUACUUCUUAUUGCUACUUAGCACACCAGUUACACAUGGGCCUUAGGGAUUUUUGUUCUUUCCAUAUGGGAUGCAAUCCCUGAGAUACUUGCGUAGCUUCCCUACUCACCACUCCUCUCAGGUCUUAACUUACAUGCCUUCUUCUCAGACAGUCAGAGGCCAUCUUUUACAGUCAAGUAAUAAAUUGCAGCUCCCCCAAAUCCCAGUUUCUCUUUCUUUUUUUUUUGAGACGGAGUCUUGCUCUGUCACCCAGGCUGGAGUGCGGUGGCCUGAUCUUGGCUCACUGCAACCUCUGCCUCCCAGGUUUAAGCAACUCUCCUGCCACAGCCUCCCGAGUAGCUGGGACUACAGGUGUGCUCCACUCUGCCUGGCUGAUUUUUGUAUUUUUAGUAGAGCCAAGGUUUCACCAUGUUGGCCAGGCUGAUCUCAAACUCUUGACUUCAGGUGAUCCGCCUCGGCCUCCCGAAAUGCUGGGAUUACAGGUGUGAGCCACCUCGCCCGGCCCCAGUCCCUCUUUCUUGCUUUGUUUUACUUCAUAAUAUUUAUUAUCAUCUAGCAUACUAUAUCUUUUACUAAUUUUUUUCUUGUCUUUCUCUGCCCACAAGACUAGAAACUCAGUGAGAAGGUCACAUUAUCUCCAGUAAAACCAUGCCUAACACAAAAUAAAUGUUUAAUUAAUAUUUGUUGAAUGAAUAAAUUUUCUUUCAGAAAUAAUUUUUUUAUAUAAAAUGUAACAUUUUCCCCUAUAUACAUGACCUAGGAGUACGGCUGUUGUGAUUAGCAUACAUUUUGCCUGUUCAAGGACUAUGAUGGAAUUGAGCUAUUGAUGUUAGGAUUAAUUUACCCAAGAACCUACUAUUCCAACCAUGCAUCAGUUAUAUCAGUCAACACAGUUUUAUUCUAAAUCUAAUACUUGCAAGGUACUAUGAAGUACGCACAAUGCCUACCUCAAAGAUGUUAUAUUAAAAAUGAGAGGAGCCAACGAAGGAUUCUAGGGACUAAAUGGUGCUUUGAAAGAUGGGUAGAGUUUGGAUUGGUGGUGGGAGAGAGAGAACACCCAGCAAGAGGAAUGGCAGAGGUGGAGACGCAGAGCUAUAUUUGGUAGACUGUGAACAGACUCACCUGCCUAGAGCAGUGUAUUCACAUUGGGAUUAUUAGAGUAAAGUGUGGACAAGAGGUAUAAUGCAGAGGUCUUAAUGUGUCAGGCUGGGGAAUGUACUUAGUAUUCUGUCUCUCAUGUGUCUCAAACCAGGGUCCUCAUUCACCUGUUGGUACUUGGUGACAAGGAUAAAAAGCUUUUCCCUACUCUGCUAGUUUUACUUCAAAUAAUGAAGGGAAACUUAUAAUUAAUUGAUAAGUCAUGUUAAAUAUCUCUGUAGCAACUUAAAUAGGAAAUAUGAUGCUAAAUUUUCUUGAAUUCUUAAAAUAAGAGAUUUCCAAAUAAUUUGAAGUUAUUACUGCUCUUUUGAGAUUGUUUUCAAACUCUGACAAUCGCUGAUCAUUCUCUCUGCCUUUGGAAUUCUUGAGAGAAAAAGUGUGGUUAUCACAUAAGUAUUAGGGAGUCAUUACAGGUUGAUGCAUAGAGGAAGAGAGAGCCACGUUUCUAAUAACAUUCAUACCUGAAAUAAUUCCAUUACCAUUCUUUAAUAGUUUCAUUCUGACUUCAUUGUAGCAACCCUUACUUUAUUCUUCUUAAGUUUUUAAGGCCAAAUCAUGGUUUCAUAAUAAAAAAAAAAAACCUCAUGUUCUAGAAAGCAAAAAAAUUAAAGGAAAGGUUUAUUAGAGGCAUUAAGUAAAAGGCAAAUGCAUUUCUUGUUCAUUAAGUUUCUUAUCUUUCUUUCAAUGGAAGUAACUCUGCAUGAUUUUCUUUAUUGGUCUUAUUUAAGAAAGAAAAGAAUGAAAUUCAGUUUCUUAAUACAAGCACGAUGGCCUGUUAAUUAACAUAAGAAACUCCGUCUCACAUAUUUACUUAGUAAUCUAGGGAAGAUCAGACGUAUUUUUGAAAAGGAGUUUUUAAAAUAAUUUCAAACUUUUUAAAACUCUACAAGUCUGUGAUUUGUGUUGUUAAUAAGAGAAAAAUGUAUCACAAAAUGCUGUGAAAAAUCAAAAUUACAACUAAAAUCUAGAUCCUUGCAUUGGGCACACAUAUAGUCUGGUGGGUAGGGAAGAUAUUUACAUAAAUAAUACCUUAGAAAUCCUUGAAAGCUUCUAACAUAUUAAUAAAAUAACAGACUCUUAGAGUUAGAAUCUCCCACACAAGAUAGAAACUCUCUGAAAUGGUCUUUCAUAUGGUGGUUAUAAAAUUUGUAUAUGGAACACUUGCUAGAUUUGCAGGCAAAUAAUUCCAUUUUAUUAAACUUUUGUUCCUCACAAUGAUGUGAUUAAAAAAAUAAUGUGCACCUCUUGGUCCUACUUUUAACUUGUACGUAGAAUUAGAUGUAACAUUCUAAGCUCAACGCUGUGUUCUACAUGCUACCCAUUAAAAUACGAGAAGACACCUGUACCAUUCCUACUAAGUAUUUUCCGGAUUAAACAUUGUCUAGUCUCUCAAUAGUCAUUCAUGGCAAAGUUUUUUGAUGUUUCACUGUAGUGAUCAUCUUUUGUUGAAUAUGUUCGUGCUGAAUAACAUCUGCCCUAAAAAGCAGUCCAGUGUAUGUAUGGUGGAGCUAUUGCUACAACUUGACCUUGACACUAAUUCUUCCAUUUCUAUAGCAUAUGGAAGAAUUAGGUAAUUUAUUUUCUUUUGCUUUGUUUGUUUAUUUUUCUUAUGUUUUAAUCUGUGCAUUAAGUGGUUUUUAUACAUUCAUAUUCUUACAAUGUUUAGGAAUGUGCUGUUAUUACUGUUUAUGUAAGACUUGGGGCAUAAUAUUUAUAUUCCUUACUAACUUAUAGACCAUUAUGUUUUACUAAGACUUGUUCUGUAAGCAAGUCUAAUUAAAAUUUUUAUUUUUUCUUUAUUCAGUAUGUUUUCACCAUUUCUGCUAUUUUAGAAAGAUGUUUACAAGAUUACAUUUUGUUUAUUUAUUUCAGUGUUUUCACUUUAAAGAGUUCUGUGAGUCAGAAGUCAUUUUGACUGCCCUCAAUAAAAUUAGUAAUGCAAUUGGUCAUUUUCUCUUUACAGAUUGUUCAGUUCAAGGGAAUGAAGAAUUCAGAAUAAUUUUGGUAAAUGGAUUCCAAUAUGGGGAAUAAGAAUAAGCUGAACAGUUGACCUGCUUUGAAGAAACAUACUGUCCAUUUGUCUAAAAUAAUCUAUAACAACCAAACCAAUCAAAAUGAAUUCAACAUUAUUUUCCCAGGUUGAAAAUCAUUCAGUCCACUCUAAUUUCUCAGAGAAGAAUGCCCAGCUUCUGGCUUUUGAAAAUGAUGAUUGCCAUCUGCCCUUGGCCAUGAUAUUUACCUUAGCUCUUGCUUAUGGAGCUGUGAUCAUUCUUGGUGUCUCUGGAAACCUGGCCUUGAUCAUAAUCAUCUUGAAACAAAAGGAGAUGAGAAAUGUUACCAACAUCCUGAUUGUGAACCUUUCCUUCUCAGACUUGCUUGUUGCCAUCAUGUGUCUCCCCUUUACAUUUGUCUACACAUUAAUGGACCACUGGGUCUUUGGUGAGGCGAUGUGUAAGUUGAAUCCUUUUGUGCAAUGUGUUUCAAUCACUGUGUCCAUUUUCUCUCUGGUUCUCAUUGCUGUGGAACGACAUCAGCUGAUAAUCAACCCUCGAGGGUGGAGACCAAAUAAUAGACAUGCUUACGUAGGUAUUGCUGUGAUUUGGGUCCUUGCUGUGGCUUCUUCUUUGCCUUUCCUGAUCUACCAAGUAAUGACUGAUGAGCCGUUCCAAAAUGUAACACUUGAUGCGUACAAAGACAAAUACGUGUGCUUUGAUCAAUUUCCAUCAGACUCUCAUAGGUUGUCUUAUACCACUCUCCUCUUGGUGCUGCAGUAUUUUGGUCCACUUUGUUUUAUAUUUAUUUGCUACUUCAAGAUAUAUAUACGCCUAAAAAGGAGAAACAACAUGAUGGACAAGAUGAGAGACAAUAAGUACAGGUCCAGUGAAACCAAAAGAAUCAAUAUCAUGCUGCUCUCCAUUGUGGUAGCGUUUGCCGUCUGCUGGCUCCCUCUUACCAUCUUUAACACUGUGUUUGAUUGGAAUCAUCAGAUCAUUGCUACCUGCAACCACAAUCUGUUAUUCCUGCUCUGCCACCUCACAGCAAUGAUAUCCACUUGUGUCAACCCCAUAUUUUAUGGGUUCCUGAACAAAAACUUCCAGAGAGACUUGCAGUUCUUCUUCAACUUUUGUGAUUUCCGGUCUCGGGAUGAUGAUUAUGAAACAAUAGCCAUGUCCACCAUGCACACAGAUGUUUCCAAAACUUCUUUGAAGCAAGCAAGCCCAGUCGCAUUUAAAAAAAUCAACAAUGAUGAUAAUGAAAAAAUCUGAAACUACUUAUAGCCUAUGGUCCCGGAUGACAUCUGUUUAAAAACAAGCACAACCUGCAACAUACUUUGAUUACCUGUUCUCUCAACGAAUGGGGUUGAAAUCAUUUGAAAAUGACCAAGAUUUUCUUGUCUUGCUUUUUACUGCUUUUGUUGUAGUUGUCAUAAUUACAUUUGGAACAAAAGGUGUGGGCUUUGGGGUCUUCUGGAAAUAGUUUUGACCAGACAUCUUUGAAGUGCUUUUUGUGAAUUUAUGCAUAUAAUAUAAAGACUUUUAUAGUGUACUUAUUGGAAUGAAAUUUCUUUAAAGUAUUACUAUUAACUGACUUCAGAAGUACUUGCCAUCCAAUACGGUCAUUAGAUUGGGUCAUCUUGAUUAGAUUAGAUUAGAUUAGAUUGUCAACAGAUUGGGCCACCCUUAUUUUAUGAUAGGCAUCAUUUUAGUGUGUUACAAUAGUAACAGUAUGCAAAAGCAGCAUUCAGGAGCCGAAAGAUAGUCUGAAGUCAUUCAGAAGUGGUUUGAGGUUUCUGUUUUUUGGUGGUUUUUGUUUUUUUUUUUUUUUUCACCUUAAGGGAGGAUUUAAUUUGCUCCCAACUGAUUGUCACUUAAAUGAAAAUUUAAAAAUGAAUAAAAAGACAUACUUCUCAGCUGCAAAUAUUAUGGAGAAUUGGGGCACCCACAGGAAUGAAGAGACAAAGCAGCUCCCUAACUUCAAAACCAUUUUGGUACCUGACAACAAGAGCAUUUCAGAGUAAUUAAUUUAAUAAAGUAAAUUAGUAUUGCUGCAAAUAGUUAAAUUAUAUUUAUUUGAAUUGAUGGUCAAGAGAUUUUCCAUUUUUUUUACAGACUGUUCAGUGUUUGUCAAGCUUUCUGGCAUAAAUAUGUACUCAAAAGGCAUUUCCGCUUACAAUUUGUAGAAACACAAAAUGCGUUUUCCAUACAGCAGUGCCUAUAUAGUGACUGAUUUUUAACUUUCAAUGUCCAUCUUUCAAAGGAAGUAACACCAAGGUACAAUGUUAAAGGAAUAUUCACUUUACCUAGCAGGGAAAAAUACACAAAAACUGCAAAUACUUCAUAUAGCCCAUUUUAACUUGUAUAAACUGUGUGACUUGUGGCGUCUUAUAAAUAAUGCACUGUAAAGAUUACUGAAUAGUUGUGUCAUGUUAAUGUGCCUAAUUUCAUGUAUCUUGUAAUCAUGAUUGAGCCUCAGAAUCAUUUGGAGAAACUAUAUUUUAAAGAACAAGACAUACUUCAAUGUAUUAUACAGAUAAAGUAUUACAUGUGUUUGAUUUUAAAAGGGCGGACAUUUUAUUAAAAUCAAUAUUGUUUUUGCUUUU
Molecule: messenger RNA, 6617 nt
Organism: Gorilla gorilla gorilla (western lowland gorilla)
Lineage: Eukaryota; Metazoa; Chordata; Mammalia; Primates; Hominidae
Gene: NPY1R
Product: neuropeptide Y receptor Y1
Exons: 2
Coding region: 4132-5283 (383 amino acids)
Biological process (GO): G protein-coupled receptor signaling pathway
Cellular component (GO): neuron projection; plasma membrane
Molecular function (GO): neuropeptide binding; neuropeptide Y receptor activity
Source: RefSeq, a predicted model, not a curated record